AACUUACUGUUCAAUACUUAUAUGGCAAGUGCUUACCAUAUGGUAUACUGUGGUAAAAUUAUUUUGCAGUGGUUCUUCCCUUACUGUGAUAACAAGCACUACAUCAUGAUUUGUGUCAACAUCAAAGCAGAGAGAUUUGAAGUACUCGACAGUCUCCGUCACAAAGAUUUUGAAGAAUACUACAAUCAAUGGCAAAGAGGGUUGUCCAGUACGCAAUCAACUACAUGAAGACACAGUUUGCAGAGAAGACAGUAAAGUGGGAAAAGUUUACCUGGUUCAACCUCGAGAAGGUUAAACAACCAGAUGACAAGUCAUCUGGGAUGUACAUCAUCAGGUGGAUGAGACACUGGGAAGGUAAGUACAACAGUGCCCUGACCAAAGACUGGAAGAGGAUUGAUCUCAUAAAUGAAGAAAGGGAGUGCCUAAUGUUGGACAUCAUUCUGGAUGAGGACAAUCUUGAACGGGAUAGGAUCAUGAAAGAAUCAACAAAGUACUGCAACAUGAAGAACAAGAGGAAGAAUUGAAAGAAAGGAGAUGAAAAUUCUAUUAUGGUUUGUGUUAAGUAGUAGGAGGGUAUGAGACAACUUAUUAUGGUUUGUGUUAAGUAGUAGUAAGCUUUUGAGAACAAACUCACAAUGUUCAGUAGCCACUUCAUUAUAGUUAGUAGGAUGGUAUGAAACAACUUAUUAUGGUGUGUGUUAUGACUAAGUAAAACGUUCUGUUUUUU
Messenger RNA from Linum trigynum, 727 nucleotides. NCBI's taxonomy places the organism in Eukaryota, Viridiplantae, Streptophyta, Magnoliopsida, Malpighiales, Linaceae. The record is from the annotation of a GenBank genome assembly.